AUGGACGGAACGCAGCAGUCAAAUAAGGCCCAUCGAGGUGGUACUAGAAAGACCACUGCUAAACAGAAAUUGCAUCAACAUGGACAUAAUCAGAAGGCAUUUGCGGUAACGGCGCCAAGGAAGUUGGAAAGAAUGGCAAAGAGAACACAUGAUGUUAACGAGAAGAAGUUACAUGUUCCAAUGGUAGAUAGGACGCCAGAUGAUGAUCCUCCACCAGUUAUUGUAGCCGUGGUAGGACCACCAGGUACUGGUAAAUCAACGUUAAUCAAAUCAUUAAUAAGAAGACUUGCAAAGACUUCAUUAACAGAAAUUAAAGGGCCAAUUACCGUUGUGAGUGGUAAGAGAAGAAGAUUGACGUUUAUUGAAGUGGGAAAUGAUUUGAACUCAAUGGUCGAUGCGGCCAAAAUCGCUGACUUGGUCUUGUUACUUGUGGAUGGUAAUUUUGGGUUAGAAAUGGAAACCAUGGAAUUCUUGAAUAUUGCUCAGCAUCAUGGUAUGCCUAGAGUUUUGGGUGUUUCCACACAUUUAGAUUUAUUUAAAUCUCAGUCUACUUUAAGAACGUCGAAGAAGAGAUUGAAGCACCGUUUUUGGACUGAGGUUUAUCAAGGUGCUAAGUUGUUUUACUUAUCGGGGGUUAUAAAUGGUCGUUAUCCUGACAGAGAAAUCCUUAAUUUAAGUCGUUUCAUAUCAGUCAUGAAAUUCAGACCUUUGAAAUGGAGAAACGAGCAUCCUUACUUAUUAGCUGAUAGAGUAACCGACCUUACCCAUCCUCAAGAAAUUGCUGAAAAUCCAAAAUGUGACAGAAAAGUGGCAAUUUAUGGUUAUUUGCAUGGGACACCAUUACCGUCUGUGAACGCUCAUGUUCAUAUUGCAGGGGUAGGGGAUCAUUAUGUCCAUUCUGUUGAAAAAUUACCAGAUCCUUGUCCAACUCCAUACUUUGAACAGAAAUUAGAUGAAAUAGAAAGAGAGAAGGCAAAACUUGCUGCCGAGUCGGGUGAAAUCCAAGCAAAAACAACAAGAAGACGUAAAAGGUUAGAGGAUAAACAAAAAAUUAUUUAUGCCCCCAUGUCUGAUGUGGGUGGUGUUUUAGUCGAUAAGGAUGCAGUAUAUAUUGAUAUGGGAGAUAAAGAAAAUUUCGUUAAAGGAGAGGAAGCAGGAGAAGGAGAAAAGUUAGUCACCGAUUUACAAGAGGUGCAAAAGACAAUGAAAGAAAGAUUCGAAGAUGGCCCUGGUUUAAGAUUAUUUUCCUCUUCUAAGGAAAUAAAUCGUAAUGAAGAUGAAGAUGAUGAAAGCGAGGAUUUGUUGUCAGACUUAGAGGAUAAUGAAUCAGAAGUAACUCCUAAGAAUACAGGAAGAACGUCUAUGAGAUCUGCACGCCUUUAUGGCAAAUCUUUAGCAGAAGAUGAUGAAUUUGACAAUGAUUUAUCGGAUGACGAAGAACGUGGCUAUGAUUCAGAAUCCGGUGAACCUAAAUUAGUUGAAGUAGAUUUCAACGAUGAUAAAUAUAAUGAAAAGGAAUUGGAAUUUGCUGAAGACUCAUAUUUGUCCUCUGAUGAAGAAAAUAGUAAUGACUACAAAUCAGCUGCUUCUAGAUUGAAUGGUUCAAUUCAAAGAAAAUGGAACAUCAACAAAUUAUUAUACUUGCAGAACGUUGACCCUUCCGAUGCCAUUAAAAAAUGGAAAGCUACAAAUGUUGAAGAGGAUAGCGAUGAGGAAGAUAUUGAAGAAGAUGAUGAUGCUUUCUUCCACAAGAAAGACAUUAGGGAUGCAUCUCAAGAUUUAGAUCAAUUUAUACCUUCUUAUCCCCCACUCGAGCAACUUAAAGAGAAAUUCAAUGCCUCUACCGUUGACGAUGAAGAUGAUGACGAAGAAUAUGAAAACGGGUACAGAAUAUUAAAAUCUAAAUUUCUAGCUGCGCCUAAAUUAAAUGAGGAGAACAAAGAUGGCCAAGAGGAAGCAAACGAUGAAGAUGAAGGAGAAGUAUAUGGCGAUUUUGAAGAUUUAGAAUCAGGAGAUUCUGAUAAAAAUGCAAAUAAAAAGGUCGAUCAGAAUAACGAUGAUGAGUUUGCAGACUUUGAUGCGGAAGAAGAGAAGGCAGAACUUGGAUUGGACGAAGAGGAGGAAGAUAAGGAAGAAUAUGAAGAACCUGAAAAUUUAACAACAGAAGAAAAGAGAAGAAUAAAUGCAGCUAACAAGGCAAAGUUAAAAGUACAAUUUGAAGAUGAAGAAGAUCGCGAGUUUGGAGUUGAUGACCCAGAAGGCGAUACUGAGGCUGAUACAUGGUACGAAUUCCAGAAAAAUAAGAUGGCGAAACAAUUAGAAAUAAAUAAAGCCGAAUUUGAUGAGAUGGAUUCUGCUACUAGAAUCAGAAUUGAAGGUUAUAAAGCAGGUUCAUACGUGAAGCUAGUAUUUUCUAAUUUACCGUGUGAAUUUGUCGAAAAUUUACAGCCAGAAUAUCCAAUUGUAUUGGGAGGUUUAUUAGCAACAGAAUCCAGAUUUGGUAUUAUGAAUGUUAGAAUAAGAAGACAUCGUUGGCAUAAAAAGAUCUUGAAAUCUCAAGAUCCGUUAAUUUUAUCUUUGGGGUGGAGAAGAUUUCAAACAUUACCAAUAUAUACUACAUCCGACUCCAGAACACGUAAUAGAAUGCUUAAGUAUACACCAGAGCAUGCCUACUGUUUUGCAUCUUUUUAUGGGCCAUUAGUUGCACCAAAUACAACAUUCGUUGGUUUCAAUAUUGUCUCAAAUUCAUCAACAACGGGUUCAUUUAGAAUUGCUGCAACAGGAAUUGUCGAAGAUUUAAAUUCAUCGGUUGAGAUUGUAAAGAAAUUAAAAUUAGUUGGUCAUCCUUACAAGAUUUUCCGUAAUACUGCAUUUAUAAAAGACAUGUUUUCAAAUUCUUUGGAAGUUGCUAAAUUUGAAGGAGCAUCCAUUAGAACCGUUUCUGGUAUAAGAGGUGAAAUUAAGAGAGCAUUGUCUAAACCUGAGGGUCACUUCAGGGCUUCGUUUGAAGAUAAGAUUCUUAUGUCGGACACUAUUUUCUUAAAGACAUGGUAUCCCGUCAAGGUUAAGAAGUUCUACAAUCCUGUUACUUCGUUAUUAUUAAGUCAACAUUCUGAAUGGCAAGGUAUGAGAUUGACAGGCCAGGUUAGAGCAGAACGUGCCAUUGCAACUCCAUUAAAUGCUGACAGUGCCUACAAGAAGAUUGAAAGAACUGAAAGGAAAUUCAACCCGUUGAGAGUUCCAAAAUCAAUCAAAACCGCUUUACCUUUCAAAUCUCAAAUUCAUGAAAUGAAACCUCAAAAGAAACCAACAUAUAUGUCAAAGAGAGCUGUUGUCUUGGGCGGCGAGGAAAAGAAGGCUAGAGAUUUAAUGCAAAAGAUCGCUACUGUUAGAAAAGAGAAAGAAACGAAGAGAAAGACAAAGAAGGAUGAGAAGUUUAAAGAUAAAUUGAAAGCCAUGGCAAAGAAGCAGGAAAUUAGAAAAGAAAAAGAAAAGGAACGUAAAAAGGAAUUCUUUUCAAAAGAAGGUAAGAAAAGAUCUUUGGGCUCCAGUGAAGGCAAUCGUGAAGCUUUUGGAAAGAAAAAGCGUAUAUAA
Molecule: messenger RNA, 3594 nt
Organism: Debaryomyces hansenii CBS767
Lineage: Eukaryota; Fungi; Ascomycota; Pichiomycetes; Serinales; Debaryomycetaceae
Gene: BMS1
Product: GTPase
Exons: 1
Coding region: 1-3594 (1197 amino acids)
Biological process (GO): endonucleolytic cleavage of tricistronic rRNA transcript (SSU-rRNA, 5.8S rRNA, LSU-rRNA); maturation of SSU-rRNA from tricistronic rRNA transcript (SSU-rRNA, 5.8S rRNA, LSU-rRNA); ribosome biogenesis
Cellular component (GO): 90S preribosome; nucleus
Molecular function (GO): ATP binding; GTPase activity; ATP hydrolysis activity
Source: RefSeq, a predicted model, not a curated record